Molecule: messenger RNA, 2690 nt
Organism: Cokeromyces recurvatus
Lineage: Eukaryota; Fungi; Mucoromycota; Mucoromycetes; Mucorales; Mucoraceae
Product: aconitate hydratase
Exons: 6
Coding region: 82-2451 (789 amino acids)
Biological process (GO): tricarboxylic acid cycle
Cellular component (GO): cytosol; mitochondrion
Molecular function (GO): 4 iron, 4 sulfur cluster binding; aconitate hydratase activity
Source: RefSeq, a predicted model, not a curated record
UUUUUUUUUUGUAAAUACCCCUUUUCCUCCCUACUCUACUCUACUCUACUCUUUUCUUUUUUAAAAUAAAUAUAUAAAUAAAUGCUUACUACAUAUUUGAGUCAACAGACUCGUAAGGCUACUCAAAGAGCUUUUUAUCGUUUGACGAGUCAACGAUCUUUAGCAACAACACAUAACCCAAUUAUUGAAAAGGACUGUACAUCUAUUACACCUCCUUAUGCUAAAUUAACCAAGAAUCUUCAACUUGUUAAGCGUAUUUUAGAUAAUCGUCCAUUGACUUUGGCUGAAAAAUAUAUAUAUUCUCAUUUAACGAAUCCAGAAGAAACCAUUCCCGUUCGUGGUGAAACUUAUUUAAAGCUAACACCAGAUCGUGUCGCUAUGCAAGAUGCUUCUGCUCAAAUGGCACUUCUUCAAUUUAUGCUUUCUGGUAUGCCUACAACAGCUGUACCUACAAGUAUUCACUGCGAUCAUUUGAUUGCUGCUAAUGAAGGCGCUGAUAAAGACGUUCAGGAAUCUAUUUCAUCCAAUAAAGAAAUAUAUGAUUUCUUGGAGAGUGCUGCAAAAAAAUAUGGUAUUGCUUUUUGGAAACCUGGUAGUGGUAUUAUUCAUCAAAUUGUCUUGGAAAAUUAUGCUGCACCUGGUGGAUUGAUGCUUGGUACAGACAGUCAUACUCCAAAUGCAGGUGGUUUGGGUAUGAUUGCUAUAGGUGUAGGUGGAGCAGAUGCUGUCGAUGCAAUGGCUAAUAUCCCUUGGGAAUUAAAGGCACCUCAUAUCAUUGGUGUCAAGUUGACAGGUCAAUUAAAUCCAUGGGCAAGUCCUAAAGAUGUCAUUCUCAAGUUGGCAGGUCUAUUGACAGUAAGGGGCGGUACAGGACAUAUCAUUGAAUACUUUGGUGAAGGCGUCAAGACGUUAUCCUGCACAGGUAUGGCUACCAUGUGUAACAUGGGUGCUGAGGUAGGCGCUACCACCUCGGUCUUCCCUUAUACUGAGAGCAUGCGUUCUUAUCUAAAUGCCACCGGUCGACACGCUGUCAGUGAAGCAACAGAAGAUGCUCAUGUUCGUUCCCUUUUAUGUCCCGAUCCGGAUGCCUAUUACGAUAAAGUCAUUGAAAUUAAUCUGUCAGAGAUUGAACCUCAUAUCAAUGGCCCUUUUACCCCUGAUUUAAGUACACCCUUAAGCAAGUUUAAAGAGGUCGUCGCUAAAAAUGGUUGGAAGGAUGAAGUAUCGGCUUCCCUGAUUGGUAGUUGCACUAAUUCCUCUUAUCAAGAUAUGUCUCGUGCUGCUUCCAUCGCUAAGCAGGCCAUUGAUGCUGGUAUUCAAAUCAAAUCCAACUUCUUAGUCACUCCAGGUUCUGAACAAAUUCGUGCAACGAUUGAGCGUGAUGGUCAACAGAAAAUAUUUGAAGCUGCUGGAGGUCAAGUGUUAGCUAAUGCGUGUGGUCCCUGUAUUGGACAGUGGAAACGUACUGAAAAGAAAGGAGAAGAAAAUGCUAUUCUAACUUCUUUUAAUCGUAAUUUCCGUAGUCGUAAUGAUGGAAAUGCUAAAACCAUGAACUUUUUAGCUUCUCCUGAGAUUGUUACAGCUAUGGCAUUUAGUGGGAAAUUAUCAUUUAAUCCGAUGACAGAUACUUUAAAAGAUAAAGAUGGCAAAGAAUUCCGUUUUCAACCUCCUUCUGGAGAUCAUCUUCCCUCUCAAGGAUUUGAUGCAGGACGCGCCAGCUAUACACCGCCUUCACCUACGCCUACCCCUGACCCAUCUGUGAAGAUCAAGAUCGACCCUCAUUCCUCACGUCUUCAAGCCUUAGAGGCCUUCAGUCCAUGGGAUGGGGAGGAAUUUAAGAAUAUUCAAGUCCUUGUUAAAGUCAAGGGGAAGUGUACGACCGAUCAUAUCUCUGCUGCUGGACCUUGGCUUAAGUAUAAGGGACACCUUCAGAACAUUGCUGAAAAUACCUUAAUUGGAGCACAGAAUGCGGAUAACGGCAAAGUCAAUCUGGUGAGGGACGUGAGAGAGGAUCGAGAGGGCACGAUCCCAGAGGUAGCAAAAUCGUAUAAGCGACAAGGGAUGGAAUGGACAGUGAUAGCUGACCAUAACUAUGGUGAGGGAUCAGCACGAGAACAUGCUGCCUUACAGGUUCGUUAUUUAGGUAGUCCCCUCAUCAUUUCACGUUCAUUUGCCCGUAUCCAUGAGACCAACUUGAAGAAGCAAGGUGUUAUACCCUUAACGUUCAAGAACGAGAGUGAUUAUGAAAGGAUCAAUGGAGGGGAUGUGAUUGAGACAGAAGGUUUAAAACACUUGUCCCCUGGUUCUCCUGUCAAGUUAAUAGUUACUAAACCAAAUGGAACCAAGUUCUCUAUUGAUGUCGUUCAUACUUUGAGCAAAGACCAAAUUCAAUGGAUUCGUGCAGGUUCUGCUUUAAAUCUUAUAAAGAAGAAUGUGCAAGCAUCUUUAUAAAUGUACCUACAAGCUGUGUAUAUAGUCGCAAAGAGUUAUUCAUUCUAUAUUAAUCUAUGUAUAAACUUUUUUUUUUGUCUUUCUAGAUAUAGAUCUAAAAUAAUACUUUGUUUUUUAUUUUUAUUUUUUCCAUGAUUCCACUCUAUUAGUUUUACUUAUAUAUAUAUAUAUCCUCUAUUCAAUAUGGGAUCUAUUAUAAAACACUACACAUAUGAAAUACGUAAUAAAGCGAAUUCAUG